Molecule: messenger RNA, 5440 nt
Organism: Centruroides sculpturatus (bark scorpion)
Lineage: Eukaryota; Metazoa; Arthropoda; Arachnida; Scorpiones; Buthidae
Gene: Wdr24
Product: GATOR complex protein WDR24-like
Exons: 13
Coding region: 241-2661 (806 amino acids)
Biological process (GO): positive regulation of TOR signaling; intein-mediated protein splicing
Molecular function (GO): protein binding
Source: RefSeq, a predicted model, not a curated record
CCUAAUCCCAAGGAAUUCAAUAGCGCUCCUAACGGCGAAAAUCAGAAGUAUUCUUGUAAUCAUGAUCAUGAGAUGUGUUUGUAAACAGCGUGGUGUAGUGUGAUACUAAGCGAAUUUUUCGAAUGAUUCGGUUCCAAGUUGACAUAACAAAAAACAAUGAGAUUGUUAAAUGAUACUUAAAUACAUUUAAUAUUUAAAUAAGUUAUUUGUUUUAACACAUGACUGAAAAAUUUAUUCAAUAUGUCUGCAAAAACUAUGUCCAUUACUCUCGAUCAGCCAGCAAAUGCAUUAGCAGCCAACAAAGAUUCAGCACAAGUGGCAGUUGCAGGAAGAAAUGUGUUUAAAGUUUUCAAUAUUGAAGAUGACGAAUUCACUGAAUGUCUCAACUUAAGAGUAGGAAAAAAUCUCAAUCUUAACUUCAGUUGUGUUGAUGUUGCUUGGAAUCCUAUAGAAGAUAACGUACUGGCAACUGCAGCUUCUAAUGGAGCAGUUGUUACUUGGAAUUUGAAUAAGAAUUCAAGAUCAAAACAAGACAUUGUUUAUCAAGACCAUAAAAGAACAGUAAAUAAAGUAUGUUUCCAUCCAACAGAACCCUACAUAUUAAUUAGUGGAUCACAAGAUGGUACCAUGAAAUUAUUUGAUCUUAGAAAGAAAGAUGUUGCUAGUACAUUUUAUAGUCAGUCAGAAAGUGUUAGAGAUGUACAGUUUACUCCACAUCACUACUUCUUUUUUGCUGCUGUUCAAGAAAAUGGUAAUGUUCAGAUUUGGGAUCUACGUAGGUCAGAUCGUUAUGACAGGCAGUUUACGGCACAUAAUGGACCCAUAUUUACGUGCGAUUGGCAUCCAGAAGAGAAAAAAUGGUUGGCAACAGCUGGAAGAGAUAAAUCUAUUAAGGUUUGGGAUUUAAGUGCAAAACCAGUUUUAGAUUAUUGUAUACAAACAAUUGCAUCUGUUGUGCAUGUUAAAUGGAGACCACAAAAGAAAUUUAAUAUUGCUAGCAGUAGUCUGUUAUUAGAUUUUGAUGUAAAUGUCUGGGAUAUACGAAGACCUUAUAUUCCUUUUGCAGCAUUUAGUGAGCAUAAGGAUGUGACUACAGGUUUUGUUUGGCGGCAAGAUCCACAAAUACUUCUUUCUACAAGUAAAGACUGUACUCUUUAUCAGCAUGUUUUUAGAGAUGCUAAAAGACCAGCAGAUCAAGCUACACCCAUUGGUCUUGACAUAAAUAAUUUUGGUGACAUUUCAUUUGCUGCAAGUGAAAGAAUUAUUGAUGAUGGCAGUGCCUCGAUUAAAGGAUCUAAUUAUUCUUCUACUAAGUUACCUGUAUUUUUCCGUAAAGUUCCAAAUCCAGCUGAUCAGUUUCGAUCUGCCCUCAGUUCAAUGUUAUAUUUCAAAAAUAGUAAAAAUGAGUUUUUGUCAAUGGAUUGGUUUGUUGAAAGUGCCCGUAAAUAUAAAUUGUCAGGCAAACCCAUUGAAGAAUUGUGCGACCAUAAUGCUGAAGUAGCAUCGAAAUUAUGCCGAUUUCAUAUUAGUCAAACAUGGCAAAUUCUGAAAAUAUUAUAUAACAGUGGAUCAUCAUUUGUGCCAGAUUAUUCUCAGGCAUCGACAGGAAUUGGAAUUACAUCAGAAUCUCUGAGAAAUGAAGUUGAUAGAGUCAUAGAUGAUGGAAAUAAUAAUCGUUCUAGUAGACAUAAUAGUGGAAACAAUCUUAGAAACAGACAUCAGAGUGGUAAUAAGAAUACCACUCGUCUUGUUAGCAAUGCGGGUACUUCUGCACAUAAUGCUGCAGAUCGUAGCAUUGCUGACAUAUCGGGACCUACUGAGGAUGAUUCACAAUCUUCUGAAACCGACCACGAAAAUACCUUAACCAAUAUAGCAAGUGGAAUGGCAUCCACUCAAGAUUUCUUUUUUGGAGAUGGAACGAUGGACAAUUUAAUUGGUUUAGAUUAUAAUACAAUGAAUACAAUAGACAAUUUACAAGAUUGGACUCUACCUCACGAAGUUUUUCAUCCUCGGCAUCCCAUCAAAGAUUGUUCCCCUCCACCUGAAAUAACUAACGCACCAAGUUCUCCAACUUCAGAUAGUGAAGAUGAGACUAAAAUAGAUAACUUUAUUGGAAGUAGUGAUAUAAAUAAACAUUCUUCUGUUAUAACAAUAUAUUCGGUACCUUCUUUUCCUUUCUGGAAUUUUGAAGAAACAGUUAUUGAUGCAUUACAUUUUUAUGCUAAUCAGGGAGAUGUACAGAUGGCUGUGUCCAUUUUAUUAGUAUUAGGAAAUAGAUUGGAUGGAUGCAUCAAUGAAACUCUGGUUGAAAAUUGGAUAAUUUCUUAUAUAGAACUUCUUAGUCGAUUCAAACUGUGGAAUAUUGCAAAUGAAGUAAUCAAUUUAAGUAGUCUGUCGGCAAUCAAUACACUAAACCAGCAGUCUACGACAAUACGUUCUCUCUGCGGGAAAUGCCGUCAGCCUUUGGGACACGUCGGUUGGGAGUGCACUCGCUGCAACAUCAUGCCGGCACCUUGUAGCAUAUGUCACCAGAUAGUGAGAGGCCUCUAUGUUUGGUGUCAAGGUUGUUGUCAUGGUGGGCAUCAGAAACACAUGGAGAAAUGGUUUCAAAACCAUCGAGAGUGUCCCACUGGAUGUGGACAUUUGUGUGAAUAUGUUUAAAUUCAUCAAUUAUAAAAAUUCAGGUAGAACAAGUCAAGAGAUGAGUAAAGAAUUAGAAUAUAGAUAUUUAAAUUACAUUUUUAAUCAUAAUAAAAAAAUAUCAUAUUUCAAAAACAUAUUUUUGAAAACAGAUUCACAAAAUGAAGUUUUUUGUAUUCCAAAAUGCAAUAUUGCAAUUUUGGCAAAACUGUGUUAAAAAUGAUUAUGUAAAUUUAAUUGUUAAAAAAUUUUUCUACAUAAUAUAAUAAACUCUUAUCUUCAUAGUUGAUGUUCCAUUUCAAGUGAUAAAUUGAGUCAUGUUUUAUGUAUUAUAUUAAUUGUGAUAUAUAUUUAUCCACAUUUUACUAUAAGAAAUGGAUAGAAUGAAAAUUAAAGUAUUUGGUAUGAUUAGACUUUUUUUUUUGAGAUAUUCAGAUUAUGCCACACUUCAUAAAGGAGAAGUUGAAGGGAAAUCCACAAAAAAAGGAAGACCUUUGUACAGCUGGCUGUGCAAACAGCCAGCUGUGGAAAGAAAAAUGUAAGAGAAGUAACAUAGGUUGAUAAGAAAAAGAUUUAUAAGUAUUUUGUUUUUAUUUAAAUAAUUAAAUGGUAAUCAAAUACUUCUUAUCGGGCUACAGUGAGGUUAAUUAUAAGAUAUGAAGCAAUUUUGACUAAAGGUUAAGUCACCAUCUCACAUUAAAAUUAAUAAUUAGUAAUAUUUAUUGGGUUUAUUGUAUAUCAUGUAACAAUUAAAUAGUAUGUGUAACUAGAUUCAUUUGAAUAACUUUAAUAGCAUUUAAAAUUGAAGAAGGAACAUAAAAAUAAAACCACUGAAUGCUGGUGGUUGUGGGUUCGCGCCUGGCCAAUGGGCCAGUCACGUGGAGUUUUGCAGAUUUUCUUCAUGUUAGUAACACCUAAACGGGCCAGUUUCCCAUAGACAUACCUACCGGGAGGCAUCCCAGUUGCAGAUUGCCCACAUGUCCCAUUCAAUAAACCAAACCAAACCCAAAUUUUGCACUCCAGCAGACAAAGAGAUAUCAAAUUUCAUCUACCAAAGAUUAAUGAAAUGAAAUUUAAGGGUUUUUUUUUUAAUAAUAAUUUUAAUACAGUAUAUAAAAAAGAAAUUUUAGCCAAUUUUCAAUUGUAAUCCAACCUCAAAAAACGUCAACGCUUGGCAAAGCGAUAGGAUAGUGCUGUACACGUAAUGAAUUUGAAUUGGGCAAUUAUCUUCAGCAUUAUUGGUUGAUCAGAAACCAAUAUAAAUUAUUUUCAUGAACAUAAUCAGAUAGAGGAUUUUAUAGGCUUACUUCUUGACUCUCUUCCCUGUGGGCACUAAAAUUACCCUUUUUUAGUGAGCCCAUUGUGGAUUGGCCAGUCCCAUACUGGAACGACCGGGCAGGGAUGGAUGGGACCCGACAUAUCUCGAUGGAUUAUCAUAAAGUUCUUGGGAUUUUUCGACCCGUCUGGAUUCUAUCCCAGAUCCCCAUCUUAAUUAACCACCCGCCAAGGAAUUUACAGAUUGUAAAAUUUGAAUCUGAAGGCAUUCGUCUCAAAAGAUCCAGUGGCCCGUAAUUCUAGGAGAAAGAUCUUGCUCCAUAAACUAAUUAUUAAAAAAAAGCUUAAGUGAAAAAUCGAAACCCUUAAGGGAAAAUGAUAUGAAAUUUACUGGACAAUGCAAUUAAUAUACAGAAUUCUUAGGAAAGGCCGUACAUAUUCUAUAACUUUUAAAUCGGCAUUUAUAGGAAAGUGAUCAUGCACAGACUAUUAAAACCCUUAACUGAUGAUGUGGGUCUAUUGGACCCAUGUCACAUUUUUGAUGCCGCUUAUCAGCCGCUGUGUUCAUUUUAACAGCAGAUGCGCUUCAGUGGCUUCAUCAAAUCCAGUGAUUAAACAUGACUUUGUAAUUGGACUUUCACGUUGUUACAAAAAAGUCAAAUUACAAAGUGAAAGGUCGUUUAAUUAGUACAAAACGGUACUUGGUUUAGCAUAAACAGGAAUGAGCAGAAAAGUCUAAGAAAUCAGCGAACAUUUAUGCACAAAACAACACAAAAAAAAUUUAUGUAGCACAAGUACCCGGAAGAUGAUGAGGGACAUAUCCGAAACGGACCCCUCACGUAAACUCACCUAGAUUUGACUCCGGAUCCCCAGGGAGGCCAUUUGACUAUCUCAUCAUCAUCAUAAAAAUCAUUAAGGAAAGAGAAAAAAUAUUCCCAAGUAUGUUUGUAGAAGGGAGGUUUUCUUUUUAAGUUGGUAAUGAAUCUACUGGAAUAACUCGAAGAAUACACAUACUACAAAAAAACCAUUGAAAUAAAAAUGUCAGACUUCAAGGGAGCCACAAGAGUUUCGAUUAAACCAAAUAAUAUACUAAAUGGAGGGAUUAAAGUGCUACAAAAUUAUCUCCUAAACUGAGCAUCUCGGGACACUAGUUUUUCCUAAUUACACUUGUUUCUUGAUGUUCUAUCUCCACGUGUGUGGAGAGGGGAGGAUAGCCAGGGAUUUUCUCCAUGCACGAAGAAAACUCGGGUCCUCAGUGGUUCCCAAUCCUACAGAAUUAAUGUUGCUUUUACUAACAAAAAAAAAACUUUAAGACUUUUUAAUUACUAAAGAAAAUUCUAUAUAUUUUAUUUUUUUAAAAAUGGCUCUAUAUCUGGACCCUUACAAGGUAUCUACGGCCCUGUAUAUCACCUCUGGAAGUUUGGCUAGUUUUUAUCGUUAACACACUAUCAACCUAAUCUUAUUUUUAUAAGUAUUUCGCUGAAUAAUAAUUAAUUCUUUUUAAAAAGUUAAUCAGAACGAAGUU